Messenger RNA from Geodia barretti, 1239 nucleotides. Lineage: Eukaryota; Metazoa; Porifera; Demospongiae; Tetractinellida; Geodiidae. The record is from the annotation of a GenBank genome assembly.
CGCGCGCGUAUGCCAAAUGAUAUGAUGAGUGUGAGAAGGGGCCGCCAGGAGCUCCAAGCUGGAGUGGAGCGGCUGGAGAAGCUGUGGGAUAACAUGGUCGACAAGCACCUCAAUGCUCCGCCCAAACCUCGUUCCACAGCUGGUAUCGCGGGAGGUGUCCUGACCCACGUUGCUAUACUGUGUUUUACUGUACUGAUAGUGUGGACUGCUCAGCCGUCGAGCAGUCUUUUUUCCUGGCACCCAACCCUGAUGUCCAUUGCAGUAAGAAGUUUCUGGCUUCCUAUGGCAAUAGUACUAAGAUGUAAACUUUGUUGCAGUUUGUGCUACUUAUGUCUGAGGCAAUACUGUUGUUUGCUGUGUGGUCCUCUCCUGUGCACGGGUAUUCAAGGGCUAGCAAGAUCCAGUGGCACUGGGUACUGCAGGCCUGCAGUCUUCUCUGUGCGUACACAGGAUUGGCUGUCAUCACUGCUAACAAGGUUCAAGCUGGAAAGCAGCACUAUACCACAUGGCAUGGGAUGGCGGGCAUCACCAUCUGUGGGAGUAUAUCAGCCCAAGCAGCGGGUGGCAUUGCCAUCUUGUGGCCUGGUAUUCUACCCUUCAAAGUGAGGCCAGUGGUGGUAAAGAGGAUCCAUGCAGCUUUUGGAGUGGCAAAUUACUGUGGUGCAUUGUUAGUGCUGCUGCUAGGACUUUAUUCCACAUGGUUUGUAGCCAGUGCAGCCAACAUUGUAGUGUGGAAUACAUGUGCAAUCAGCCUUCUGCUCCUAGCAUUGGCCCUGCCAAUUCAAGUUGCUUAUAAUUUUGUAAAAUGAUAAUGAUGAUGUGAUACUUUCUAGUAAUGUGUUCAGUGGAGUGGAGUUACUGCUGGUAUCUUUUUCUGAGCCAUAAUUUGUGUUGGGUCAGCGUCUGGUGGUGAAACAAGCUCUAGUUUGGAUAACUGUUCUGCAAGGUCAUCAGCUUUGGUGCUGCUGUCAGGACCGGAUAGCAAGGCUUCCAGCUCUCUCUCCAGUUCUUCAUUUUCAACAUUUCCCCCCAAUAUUGCUCCAACCUCCUCACUCUCUUGGAUCACCUAGUAUAUAUACAGACAGCCUGCAGAGUACACACACCUAUAAUUAUAGAGACUCCCUAUAAUACCUCAUGGAGUUCAUCAACCACUUCCUCUGCAGCUGUUAGCAUGUCAUCAUUGAUGGUCUUUAGCACAUCUCUACCUUUCUGAUAUGCUUCCAGCACCUACAUAUUAUG